Messenger RNA from Peronospora matthiolae, 348 nucleotides. Lineage: Eukaryota; Oomycota; Peronosporomycetes; Peronosporales; Peronosporaceae. The record is from the annotation of a GenBank genome assembly.
AUGGCUCCUACAAAAAAGCUUAUGAAAGUCUUCCGGAGUAUUGCAGGCAGAUUUGUUGGACAAACCCAAGUGAGGGCAAUGAAUGGCUCGUGUUCGUUUUAUUUGCCUGUCGAAAAAACUCAGUAUCUUGCUGGUGCAAUGACUGCUGCAAAAGGAAGCGUGGCAGUCGUGUACACGACUGGACCCGAGGAUCAUUUUCGGCACCUUUUUGUUGCCUACCAAGCGUCGAUUGCAGGAUUUGGAUCUGGAUGCCGUCCACUGCUGGGCCUUGAUGGAACCCACCUUCGAUCAAAGUAUGUGGGGACGCUCCUAGUGGCGACGGCUGUGGACGGUGACGGCGCUCUCUGA